UGUGAAAGUUUGCAGCUUUUUGAAAAUGGGUUCAAAAGGGUUUCACUUUUAAAAAGGGGAAGAAGAAGAACAAACAAGAAGCUUUUAAGAUAUGCCAACAGUUUGGUUCUCUUUGAAGAAGUCACUUCACUGUAAAUCGGAGCCAUCAGAUGUCCACGACCCGAAAUCCAAGAAGCAUUUAGCCACAAUCUUGACCCGAAAGCCCGGUCGGUCGGGUUGUUCGAGGUCCAUAGCAAACCUUAAGGAUGUCAUCCAUGGCGGAAGCAAAAGACACUCGGAGAAGCCAGUGAGUUGCAGUCCUAGAUCUAUUGGAAGCAGUGAGUUUCUAAACCCGAUUACCCAUGAAGUUAUUCUCAGCGAUUCAAGGUGUGAGCUUAAAAUCACUGGUUUUGGUGGUGGGUUUCAUGAUGGCAGCGGAGGCGGUGGCGGUGGCGGUGGCGCCGCCGCCAGCGGCGGUGAUGGGUCGACUUUUGUGGGUACUUUAAUGCCUGGUACACCUGGUCCUGGUGGUGGGCAUCCAACAAUGCAUAAUUUCAAGAAUCAACAAAGAAGAACACUUUCGAAUUCGUUAGAUGGGAAUGGAAUUGCGAAUUCUGGUCAUUUUACAGGGAAGAAUGGAAUUGGAAUGCCACAAAAACCUAGAGUUUCAUUGGAGACAGAAUCUUAUGGGUCUUCUGCUGGUACAGUCACGUGCCAUAAGUGUGGCAAACAGUUUGGAAAGUGGGAAAAUCUUGAAACCCAUCAUCUCUCAAAGCAUGCUGUUACUGAGCUUAUGGAGGGUGAUUCAUCAAGAAAGAUCGUCGAAAUAAUCUGUCGAUCGAGCUGGUUAAAGUCCGAGAACAGUUCAGUUCGAAUUGAGAAGGUUUUAAAAGUGCACAACAUGCAAAAAACACUAGCCCGAUUUGAAGAAUACAGAGAAUUGGUGAAAACCAAAGCUAGCAAACUUCCCAAGAAACACCCUCGAUGUCUAGCCGACGGAAACGAACUCCUGAGGUUUUACGGAACCACAAUCGCUUGUUCUUUAGGCAUCAAUGGCGAUUCUAGCCUCUGCAUUUCCGACAAAUGCUGUGUUUGUCGGAUCAUAAGAAACGGGUUCUCGACAACCAAGGAACUCAAGGGCGGUGUUGGCGUUUUCACAACUUCGACUAGUGCCCGAGCUUUUGAAUCGAUAGAAGUCUCUGAUGACGGUCCAGAUACACGAAGAGCGUUGAUGGUGUGCAGAGUGAUAGCCGGGAGGGUGCACCGGCCGUUAGAGAACAUUCAAGAGAUUGCCGGGCAGUCGGGUUUUGAUUCGUUGGCCGGGAAAGUCGGGCUUCAUUUGAAUAUCGAAGAUCUUUAUUUGCUUAGUCCCAAAGCUCUUCUUCCCUGCUUUGUGGUUAUCUGCAAGCUUUAGUGAAAUACAUAUUGGAUGAUGUCUUAUUGGUUAAGCUCUUGCCAAGGGUUUCUUUAGAUAGAAUUGUGCAUCAUUUUGG
Molecule: messenger RNA, 1472 nt
Organism: Cynara cardunculus var. scolymus (artichoke)
Lineage: Eukaryota; Viridiplantae; Streptophyta; Magnoliopsida; Asterales; Asteraceae
Exons: 2
Coding region: 92-1393 (433 amino acids)
Source: RefSeq, a predicted model, not a curated record